Messenger RNA from Macrosiphum euphorbiae (potato aphid), 819 nucleotides. NCBI's taxonomy places the organism in Eukaryota, Metazoa, Arthropoda, Insecta, Hemiptera, Aphididae. The record is from the annotation of a GenBank genome assembly.
AUGUUUCUUCACACACUUGGACUAAAAGAGUGGUCAGUUAGGAACUGGGUAUUAAAGUCUUCUACAGGUUCUGGAAUAAAUGUUAGUCCUGAUUAUGAUAAGAAAACUAAGAAAGUUGGUAGAAAAAUUAUUACAAAUAAAGAAAUGACAACUAUUUUUGAUAAUUUACCUGCACUACCAUCACAUUACUGCCGAUCAAAUUCAAACAAAAUGUAUUUAGAAUCAUUUUUUGAAACAAAAUUAUCUUUGAAUAAAGCCUAUGUAGCCACGUUACAUAAUAAUGAUAAUGCAGUUAAUAAAACUAAUUUCUUUAAAGAAUUUCAAAGGAGAAAUCUUGCUCUGUAUUCACCGAAAAAGGAUCUGUGCGAUUUAUGUGAAGGAUACAAGUAUAGCCACAUAAAUCAAGAAGUGUAUGAUCAUCAUCAACAAAGGAAAAAGGAUGCUAGAGAUGCAAAAAAUGUGGACAAACAACUUGCUAUGCAUAAUCCUACCAAAUAUGUAUCUCUAACAAUGGAUGUACAAGCGGUUAAAUUAGCUCGUUUCAUCAGAGCAUCUUCAAUGUACUAUAAAACAAAACUAUGUGUCCAUAACUUUACAGUUUUCAACCAAGCUACAGCUGAUGUAUGUUGUUAUCUAUGUGAUGAGAUAAAAGGAGGAUUAGAGGCUUCUAUUUUUUCUACCAUGAUGGUAGACUAUUUAGACAACAUCAUCCAAAGGAAACCUACUGUUAGCAAUAUAUCAAUUUAUAACGACGGUUGUGGAUACCAAAAUCGUAAUACAACUGUAUACAAUUCAAUAUUAAAAUUUGCAAUUGAUUAA